Messenger RNA from Heterobilharzia americana, 6290 nucleotides. The record is from the annotation of a GenBank genome assembly. NCBI's taxonomy places the organism in Eukaryota, Metazoa, Platyhelminthes, Trematoda, Strigeidida, Schistosomatidae.
AUUUCAAACAUUCUUUCACGAUAGUUUCUACCAAAGGUUUUAAUGUUUGUUUCAACAUCUGCCUUGUAACACAUCUAUUAUAUGUUUUGCAAUCAAUUAAUGUGCUUAUCACUUGCAGUUAUGAAUUUAUGAGAAUUUCGUUGCUUUUUUAGCCAGUUGAAUUUAGGUCUCACCACCCUCAAGUAUAAAUCUCGUUUAUGGUGCAUUGAACUAAUAUUGGGAAUACUCGAUUACUGUCCUUUCCAGGUAGUCGUCCUGUGAACUAACCAUCUUGUUAAAUUGUCUUCUCUUCGACUCAGAAGUGUAUGGUAAAACUGCAGUUAAAACGCUUAGAUCUGCUGCAGCGCCUAUUUAUUUAAAGGUUUCGACCUUUAUGCUUCUAAAACCAAUCUUUCCCCACUUUUAGUUUGCUUAGGUAAUCUCCAUCUUAUGUCGUAAUUACUUACCGCUGAAGAGUAGCCUGGCUCGUGUUUUCUAGCUCUACAUCUUGACCACUCCAUAGCGUGGUUACCAAGCUAUAGAACGCAGCAUUAUGGAGUAGUUCAAUAGAUGUCGGUAAUUGGUUAUCGCUAAGCAUCUAACAUUUUUAUUAUCUUAUUAUGGUUAUUUUCAAAACCUGUUAUUUACCCCUCCAUUAUUCAUCUUAUUUGUCCAUCCUUUACUAUAGCGUUUGUCAUGUUUGUCCUCCUACCAUUCCCGUUUUUCAGAUAAAAUAUGACAGGUAAGUGUAUGGUAAAAUCCCUCAGAAUAUAUGGUGAAAAUACAUCAAACAUCUUAGAUAAACUUCAUCGUUGAAUUACACUACCGAAGUUCACAAAAGGGACUAUUUGUUUUAGACAUACUUUCCACCUAUGAAUAAGAAAGGGGUGGGAUACCUUUAUGUGUUAUUAGUGUGGGCCGACUAUCAAUGAAUUAUUUACAGGAAUACUUAUGUGUCUAUCGAAGUCGAAUUGUGUACUUUUUCUUGUCUAUGAACAAUAUCCAGAUGUUUCACCAAUGGCUUUCUAACAUCCGUUUAGUUGUCUUCAAUUGGAAUAAUGUUUUUGAUUAGAUAUUGGAAAUAUAUGAUUAUAAAACAACGAGCACCAGAUGUGCUUACGACUAUAGACGACCUACUUUUUUCACCCAUAUUGUUUAGCACAGGACGAAUUAUCCUACUUAUGUGCCUGUCGUUUUUUAUGACGAUAGUUAGUUGAUCAUGUCCUGAACCUUCCCUGACUAAUGUAGCUCGGACACAUAUCUCGUAUGUCAAGCCUCUUCCCCCUCGAUGUGCAGUGUUAGCUGAUGUCGGAUUAGCUUGUAAGAAGGCUAAAAGUGGUCAGAUCGAGACUUGGCAUCAGUUCAUAGUCUUUUAUUGUUGGUCUGAACUGGGCAUAACGUUGUAGAUGCCCCAGCUACUGGUUCCCCAAAAUGAUGGAAAUCAACUUUUUGAAAACAGUUGUAGGGCUCUCAAUCGGUUACAGUGGUACAGAUGUGAUCUUUUGUGAACCUUCAUCGACUUAUUUCGUCUUCUGAUACAAAUUUCCCUAUCCUAAUAUCACAUUUUCUAUAUAUUUCUUCUUUUCAUACCACUGUGAUGUGCAACAACUUGAAUCGGUGCUUUUCUGUCCCAGGUUUUCAAAAUCCAUCGACUCAGGUAGUUGAGACAUGUGUUAAGCAUACCUAGUUACCAUUUACCUCAUCGUACAAUGUUGACCGAAGUAAGAUGAAGCUGAAAAAGGGUCAGUGGUGAGCAGACUAAAACGUAGUAUCAGUCCAUGAAAUCUCUAACAGUUGGGCUUGACCGUGUGGAGAAACUUAAGCUUAGGGGUUUGGAGUCCACUUGACAAGAAGAACCAGUGAUUGAAGACCCUAGAUGAUAUGACUUAGAAUCGAUCUCAGUGGUGCACAUGUAUCCACACAUUACCUUUAUUGUCAUUGUCAUUCUGAAUUUCAGUAUUAUUUCAUUUUCUUUGGUCUCUUUUGUCAGUUUUCUACGCCUUUUAAGCGUUUUAUUUUUUAUCAUUCACCAUUACCAAUACUUGUUUGAUGUGCUGACCUGGAAUAUGACAACUUAAACCACUACGCAGUAAUGCCAGGUCCUACAUUGUUUUUAUCUGGUUGUCUGCUAGGUUCUAUGUUGAUCUAUCGAUCUGUAUAAUGGUAACUUCCCUUUAAAAGUUAAAAGCUCUAGAAUUUCGGAUCACUUCAGUUGAAAUAGAGUAGUUAGCAUUCGUUUCUCAACUGGUGAACCUAUCGAUCCACACCUACUGUAGUGGGCCCUGCUGAUCAGAAUGGAUAUAAAUAGUAUAUUCUGAGGCAACAGAAAUCAUAGGCAAUAACUAGCGAUGGGUAAAUAUUCUGCCCAGAGAAACUCAAGAGGCAAUGUGGGCGUAUUAAGAGCAAAUCGAGACAAAACCAGAAGAGUAAAUGAAGCACAUUGUCCAAACGAUUGUUUUUUUGGGAAGUGUAAAAGAUUUCAUCACUACUGUACAAAAUGUGAAUGACAAACAUUCCUUCGUCUCAGUUCUGUCUUUUCCUACACUGCUACUUAUCAUCAUCAAACGAUUUGGCGAUUUGAGAAUGUUUGGGAUGCGUUUCUCACCACCACCACCACCAAAUGGAGAUUGCUGCUCCAGGAUUGGUCUUCAACGGUGCCUCGGCUAACAAUAGAGAGUGAAGUGGUUGAGUGUAUCGACCACUUCACCUACCUGAGAAGUAGGAUCAGCCCUGGUAGCCCAGUGGCCGAUGAAAUCUCUGCACGAAUACAAAAGGCUUGACAGGCUUUCGCCAACUUACCCCACCUAUGGCGCCACCGCGAUAUCCGAUCGUCUAUUGAGAGUGGCGUGUACUGCACAGCAGUCCUCUCUGUUCUACUGCAUGGUUGUGAAACAUGGCCAUUGAAGUUGGAUGAUAUGAGAAGACUUCAGGUGUUUGACGACCGUUGCCUUUGUAGUACAAGCCGUAUUCCGUGGUGUCACCAAGUGAGUAAGGCAGACGUCAGGCGUAGAGUAUUAGGGAAGAAGAAGAGGUGAGUCAGUUGACAUGGUUGUGAACCAUCAUCGACUAAGAUGGUUGGGAUAUGUGUACGUAUGCCUAGUCGUCAAUUGACUCGUCACACAAUGUUGGUCGAAGUAGAUUCAGGCUGGUAAAAGGCUGUGGGCGGCUAGACUAAAACAUGACAUGAAUGUAUGAGGUCUGUGACUGUUGGUUUGAGAUAUGUAGGUAGAUGGAGACUGGGUGGUCAGCGUCUGUGGGACAAGAGGAGCCAGUGGUUGGAGACUGACUCUAGGUGGGUGGUGAUAUGGCUGAGAACCGAUGUCAGUGACGCAUAUGUAUCCAUGCACACACACACACACAUUAUCCUCAUGUUAACGAUGCUAUACCGAAUCUCACCAUUUUCUCAUUCUUCCUUUCUUUCUUCUCGUACAUUACACUUCUUUUGACUGAAUUUUCUCAUCUUCAUCUUCCACUUGACUGUCUUUUUACUUGAUGUAGUGAUAUGGAGUGUGGCAACCCAGACGGUUACGCAGUAAUGCCUAGUAUUAUGUUUAUAUUAAUGAUAUUGAUGAUGAUCAAUCAAAGGCGAAGUUGGAAAAUUGAAUUGCAGUGUGAUUGGCUUGGAACCACUGUGUCAGCUAUGUUUAGUUCAGCCGAAGGUUACUGGACAAGAUAGUGAAGUGGAUUGAUGCGUUUUCGAGCCUUCAUCAGCAGGGGUGGCUUGGAUAUGUACUGCGUAUAUCGAACCACCGCCUACCAUCUCCACGUGUUGCGCUAAGUGAAGCCGCAUUAGGUCGGUGUGUCGCAGUGGCGCAGAUGUAUUCACUCCUUGAUAUUUUCUAGAGCUUGAGUAUUUGCACUAACCGUUAUAUUCUCUUCUUGGAUAUCAGACUUUUCCAUCCGCUUGCUCCUUGUAUACUAUUGUGAAGUGUGACAACUUGAACCGAUGCAUCACCAUCAUUAAGAUCAACUGCGUAACGGUCCAAGUUGACUGAUUUCAUAUCAUCACAUCAAGUAACAAGAGAAUAAAAUGGAAGAUGAAGAAGGAAAGAAAAACCGGUCAAAAGAAGUGGGAAGUAAUAAGAGAGUGGAAGGAGGAAUGAAAAAGUGAUGAGAUUUAGUAUGGCGGUCAAGAUGAGGAUAAUAUUUGUUUACAUCUGUGGGACUGAUAUCAGUUCUAAGCCAUAUAACCUAAAGUCUCUAACCACUAGUUUCUCGUGUCCCGCAGACCCUAACUGGCUAGUCUACGUCACCCUACAUGGCUCAAACAAACAAUCAAGGACUUCAUGCAUCGAUGCCAUGUUUUAGUCUGGCCAAUGGGCUGGUGUACGAAAUUCUACAAUAAUUUCGUCCCUUUUUCUAAGGGUUACACUUGUAAAAGAUAAAUAAGGUAUAUAACUUGUUUCCUGUCUACUAUCAAUAAAUAUAUAUGCGAUAUAAUUAAUGCCUUUUGUCACUUUCGCAUAUUAAUUAGAUUUUUUGCUCACUUCUUCGUUAUUUUAGAGUCUUCUUCCGUUUCUAGUUCACGUCGUCGCUUACUGGUUUGAUCUUCCUUAGUCAGAUUGAUUGUGUACGAAAUGAUGAUUACUUCUCAAAAAGGUUCUUUCUACUUUUUUUCAUCACUCACUUCGUUUCUUUUACUUUCUGGGAUAUUCUGUUAUUUGUAUACGGGUUACACAUAUUGUUUCAUCUCUUCAGUUCAUCUCUACUUGAGUAUAUGCUCUAUUGCAUUUAUAAUGUUGUUUUCAUGUAUGUCGUUUAAGUUUCCUAUUAAAUGUCGAAUCAACUGUAGAACGCCAUCAUUACUGUUAUUUCUAGUUUGUGGUCUUUUAAUGAAUUCCUUGUUGGUAGUAGCAGUAGCAGUAGAAGUGGGAGUGAGUCAUCAACAAGGCAACUAUACAUAUCUACAUUUAUCAGUAAAAUCACCAACAAUGAUUGCUGGGGCUUUUUUGAUGGUGACCAGUGCAGUUUUAUGCUUAACACUACUGAUAAUGAGUAAAUUUUUCAAUCAAUCUGUUCAUGAUAAGAAGGAAAAUUCUUAUGAAGGCAUUGCUCUAUGGUUUGGAUUUACAAUUGGUUCACUAAUAUUCCAUAUUAACAAUUCAUAUUCAUCAGUAUCAUCAUCGUCAUCCUUAUUGGUACUGUUGAUGCUAUUCAAUGUAUCUUUAAUUAUACACUUCGCUUUAAUCAAUGAAAAACGUUUCAUCCUUAUUGGUUUAUCUGUAUUCUUUCUAUUUGGUUAUUUAUACUACCUUGCUAUUCAUAUCCUUCCGGAUACAAUUGCAACUAAUUCAAAUCAUUUAUCUAAAGAGCUUGUAACCAAAUUUUGUCUUAUCCUUCAUAUGCCUAUUCUAAUCACUUAUAGCCUAUUUUGUGCAUUUCACUUUUUCACUUUUUGUCCAACAUUAGUCAAUAGUAUACAUUUAACUCAUUGUCUGUGGGAUAAAAUAUCAAUGAGACUAUGUAUUUUCUUAUGCUCAUUUUAUUUUCUCUUUCAAAUGACUUUUAUUUUAAUCUUUAUCAGUCAGUUUGUAUGGCAUAAAUGGUUAUCAAGUUUGAUGUGGGUAUUGUGUACCGUGUUAUGGACUACCGUACGUUUUCUUUGUUUCAUAUGUCUUUCACGAUUGGUCAAGGUUGUUCGCAUUAGUUGCGGAGUUUGGCAUAGUCCCAUUGCUAAGCGUAAUGGACUUAAUCAUGUAUGGGCAUCUGAAGGUAUACGUUAUUUGGCUUUAAUUUCGAAAGCUAUUUGGAUUUUAGCUAUUUUCACUACAAUUUCUUGUCUUAUUCUAUCAACAUCUGUUGGAUUAACUAGUACACCAGAACUUUUGUAUGCAUUUCAAAUCUCAUUUUUAAUGGAUUGUUACCUUGUAAGUAUUUUUCAUCAUCUCAGUAGAACAAUAGGUCCAAACGCUAUUGGUUAUGCGUUAAUCCGACAAGUUUCACUGUCUAAAAGUUCUUCAUCUCUUCAGUCAGUUUCAUCAACCAAUUCAACAAGUCAACUAUUACAUCAUCAAAAAGCAUACUAUAUAAAAUUGACGAUGCUAAUUGAAAAUUUUUUCAGUCAUUUCUCAAUCCAUAAUUUUGGUUGUAUUUAUUCAUCAGCUGGUCGGACAAAUAAGUCUGUGGUUAAACUUGUAGACAAUGAAGAUUCUCAAUCAAUCUCUGAUCAAACACUUCAAGGGAUUAAUAAUUUUUUCAAGAAUCUUUCUCUGAUAGUUAUAAUCGAUAUGAUACAUAUCUAUUGUAUUACAGUGGACCAGAUAAUAAUCAAGGCGAUUGGGUAUUUGAAGAUGACAGUACAAUCAGUCUAA